Messenger RNA from Penicillium crustosum, 1017 nucleotides. RefSeq names its product regulator of G-protein signaling domain-containing protein. The coding region runs from base 1 to 1017 and encodes 338 amino acids. The record is from RefSeq and is a predicted model, not a curated record. Lineage: Eukaryota; Fungi; Ascomycota; Eurotiomycetes; Eurotiales; Aspergillaceae. The transcript is spliced from 2 exons.
AUGCUUAAAAAGAAGACGUUGGCUCCGUCCCUCUUCUUCCGGAACCAUACUCCUACAGCAACUCCCGAAUUGUCUCCCACCUCCUCAGACAGCGACUCCGAAGAGGAUAUGGAAUCGUCUGGCUCCCGGCCGGUCAGCCUGGCCAUCUCGUCGGGGGCCUUCUCCAUGCGUCCGACUCUCAACGAGGUGCUAGCCAACAUUGCUCCUCCCCCAUACACCUUGAGCGCCUUCAUGGCCUACCUCUCCCAGAACCAUUGCCUCGAAACAUUGGAAUUCACCAUGGAGGCCAACCGAUACCGUGAUUCCUACUACGCUCUGGCCGAACGAAUCGGUCCCGCCGCUAUGGAAUCUGAAUGCCCCGAAACCCAACACUUGCGAAUGCUCUGGAAACGCCUAUUGACUGCAUACAUUUUCCCGGGGUCACCCCGCGAGAUCAACCUGUCAAGCGAAGUCCGAGAUGCGCUCCUGCAGUACACGAAUGUGCCCGCGCCGCCCGUGCCCGAGACCUUAGAUUCCGCUGUGAAGCGCAUCCACGACUUGAUGGAGGAAUCCAUCUUCCUCCCCCUUCGUCAACAGCCACACCACCUCCCCUUCCAUGGCCUGGACGAGCACCCGAUGAAAAGAGUCCGGUCGCGCGUGUCGAAGCGCAUCUCCCCGCAGUCCUCCACCAAGGAUCUUUCCGCAACGGGUCACAACCGCUCAACUAUGUCCCUCGGCACCGUGCAUGCCAUCGGCAAACGCACUUCCGGUGCCCUGGUCAGCACUAGCGGCGAGUCAGCUUACCUAUCUCUGACCGAUGACUCUGCCUCCCCGCAGUCCAGUCCCACCGCCGAAGAGCCCAUGACACCGCCCACCACCCCGCCUGCCAGUGAGCCGCAUCUACCCAUCCACAGCCCCAGACUUCGCACCGAGAACCCUUGGAAGAAGAUGGGUAUGAAGCUGGGUUUCAAGAAGCGUUCCACUGGUGGCAGCAAUGGUAGCAGUCGCGAUCCUAAGAUUCUUGGUCUUGACGACUGA